AUGUUGUCGGCUAGAUUCAGAUGUCGCACUCCUCCAUGUGACGGCCACCACGUUCGCCUUGGCACCAACAAACCUGUGACUGAGGCCGAGAAUAUGAGUGAUCAAGGUGAGGUUGACGAUGGAUGCAUUGAAGCAAAGAGCAGGGCCGAAAAGGGCGCUGAGAAGAUUCGCAGAGAACGUCAGAAGGUUCAAGCGUGCAUGAAGGAGAUUGUUGGCGGUGUUAUGAAUGGAAUUGCUGUAAGUGCAGUUGCUGGCGUUCUGGGUGGCCUGAUGUGUGCUGUUAUUCUCAACUAUAGUCAAUCCUCACUGACGCAGAGAGCCCUGUGUGGUCCCUUCACGAUGACGUUGGAGACGGUUCCCGAACCACGGACGCAUGACGACUAUCACGUCAGAUGGGUUUGCGCUCUGCCCACCGAACAGACCGCGGCGAUAGCUAUGCUGGACCAGAGACACGCAGGUCUCCUAAAGCCUCCGAACAACAAUAAUACAUACAUACUAGGAUGUGUUGGCAAACAUAGUGUCGUUAUCGCCUAUCUGCCUAAUGGCAAAUUCAGUACUGUCUUAGCAGCGACCGUUACCACUAAUAUAAUAUCUACCUUCCCGAACAUCAAGUUUUGCCUCAUGGUCGACGUCGGUCUUAGUAUCCCCCCUAAGCAAGCUCAUGCGGCCGCUAUAGCAGCUGCCUUUGCGAAAGAACUGCUAGGCCAAGUACACAUAAGCGACGGUGAGAUAGAGCCUACGGCAAAGAACAUCCUGAGCCAAAUUCAUGAGACUUGCUUAAAAUCUGCUACGAACAUUAGAGAAGUGAAACGUAAAAUCGAUAGAAAAGAGGACAUUGAUAUCCUCGAAUGGCUUACGCCUGUUAACUAUGGCACACAACAUAUGAUCAAUGAACUUACUGCCCUCUUUGGAGAUAAUGACACCGUCGGGAUUGCAUAUAUAUACGGGAAUUACCAACGGUCUGACGAACAGAAGGUUGAUCAUCUGCUCCAUGGAAUUCUGAGGCAGUUAGUUCAAGAUCUAUCUUCCAUGCCAGUAAUUGUAAAGAGUCUCUACAAGAAGCAUUAUAACAAAGGGACACAAGCCUCUAUUGAAGAGGUUUCAGCGACUGUCCAGUCUGUUGCCGAUCUAUUUACUCAGGUCUACAUCAUCGUCGACGCACUCGAUGAGCUCAAGGCAACAGAGGGUUGCCGAAACCGGUUUCUAGAAGAGAUCCUCAAGGUCCAGGCCCAAUGCAACGCGAAAGUUUUCGCUACCUCGAGAUUUGUCCCGGAAAUCACCGAGAUCUUGAAAGGAGGCACAACGAUCGAAAUUCGCGCCCAUCAUGAGGAUGCGCGAAGCUUUUUGGGCUGCAAGGUCUCGCAAUCCGGGCAGCUAUUCCAGGCUCAUCGUGAGGUAAUCGUGACCGAAAUUGCCAAGGCAGUGGAUGGGAUGUUCCUCCUCGCACAUCUUCAUUUCCAAUUUGUUUCCACAAAGAAAACACUAAAGAAGAUCAAGGAUGCAUUGAAAGCCCUUUCAUCUGGGUCGAAAGCAUACGACAUUGCUUACAAGAAUGCCAUAGAAAGAAUAGCUAGUCAAGACCAAGAUUCCAAGGAGCUCGCUAUGCAGGUUCUUUCGUGGGUAACUUGCGCUAGAAGGGUUCUCAGGCCAUCUGAACUUCGGCAUACGUUAGCAAUCGAAGAAGGUGAUGUCAAGCUCAAUAAAGAAAACAUCCCCCAGAUCAACGACAUGGUCUCGGUGUGUUCUGGAUUGGUUACCGUUGAUAAGAAAAGUGGCGUCAUUCGACUUGCUCACUACACAACUCAAGAAUACCUCGAUCGGGCUCGUGACCAGUGGUUCCCGAAUGCAGAAUCAGAAAUUACAAUGGUUUGUAUCAGAUAUCUCUCAUUGGAUGUCUUCAAGGGCCGCUUCUGUACGAGCAGGGACGAAUAUAAGGAUCGCCUAAAACGGUAUCCAUUCAAUAAGUACGCCUCUCACAUUUGGGGGCAUCAUGCUCUCACGGCGUCUAUGGAUGGAGACCAGAUGAUCCUGGAUUUACUUGAAAGUCCAUUUAAGCUAUCUGCCUCAGUCCAGGCGAUAAUGGCUUUCCACCCUGAUGCAUUGGUUCAACUUGAAGAGAGCUCGCUCAUGGCAACCGAGGUGCCAACUGCCGCAAUUUUUGGGCUAUCGAACACAGUGUUGGCUUUGCUGGAGAAUGGUCAUCCUGCAGAUUCUAAGGGAGUGAAUUGGCCGACGCCUUUGUCAUAUGCUGCAACAUACGGGCAAGAAGAGGUUGUUAAGAUACUCCUAUCCAGGGAUGACGUCGACCCUAACUCAGAAGAUAAGAUGUCCAACAUGACCUCACUGUGUCGCGCCGCAAAGAGAGGGAACACCGCCAUUGUCAAGAUGUUGCUUGCCAAGCAAGGAAUCUCGGCAGACCAUAAAGGGCUCUUGAAGCGAACGCUACUAUCAUUUGCCGCGCAAGAGGGCCAUCUGGCAGUUGUUAGGCUGCUUCUCUCCAGACUUGAUGUUGAUCCCAACUCAACUGAUGCGAUGAGAAGAACGCCCUUAUCCUUGGCCGCAGGAAAUAGAUACACCGCAGUGGUCCAAGCCCUUCUCAAGAAGGAAGGGGUCCUCGCGGACCAGGCGGAUAUAGCUAAUCAGACACCAUUGUCAUUUGCAGCAAGAAACGGUCACGAGGCGGUAGUCAGGCUGCUACUUGCUACGGACAUAGUCGGCGCAAACCGCUUAGAAUCUUGUUGUAGGGACACGGCUCUUGAUUGUGCGGUGGCAGGUGGUCACGAGAGGGUAGUUGAGUUGCUGCUGACGAGGACGCAGGUAGCCCGGGCUGGAAGUUUGCUUGGGUCUGCCGCGAGUAAGGGAUAUGAAAGGAUCUUGAGGCUACUCGUGAAUAGCAGCGCCAUCCCUGACCAGCAAUCCAAGUUGAAAACGGUAACGGUUGAGGCGACUCACAAGCGAGAUGAUACACUUCUGCACUGGGCGGUUGAGAAUGAGCAACUGGCAGUGGUGGAGACCCUUCUACAAAAGGGAACACCCAUCAACGCUGAAAGAUGGACGUCCCAUCGUCAUUUGGGACGUGAGGGUAAGGAGUUCUUCAUCGAGGAGUCAAAUACUGCACUUCAUCUGGCAGCUGGCAAUGGGCAAGAAGCUAUGAUCUGUCUCUUAUUGAAUCAUGGAGCCGGCAUUGAUGAUAUUUCUACCAAGAAGACCACAUCUCGCGGGGCUCAGAGCACUUAUAAAACGCAAGACUCAUCCAGUCGCCGGCGGCAAGGAUUGGGGCCUCAAGAUCUACGUCAGUACACGAGUAUAGUGACACAAACAGCAGUUCACUUGGCAGCAGAAGGAGGUCACAAGGCGGUGGUGGCAUUGCUUUUAAGGAGAGGAGCCAAGGUUUGCCCAGUGUAUAAUUCUAGGGACUUUCUAGAAGUUCUUGUCCUUUAA
This is a messenger RNA of Fusarium tjaetaba, 3441 nucleotides long. Its product is annotated as ankyrin repeat. The record is from RefSeq and is a predicted model, not a curated record. Bases 1 to 3441 code for a protein of 1146 amino acids. Gene Ontology annotation, molecular function: catalytic activity; protein binding. Lineage: Eukaryota; Fungi; Ascomycota; Sordariomycetes; Hypocreales; Nectriaceae. Gene Ontology annotation, biological process: nucleoside metabolic process. The transcript is spliced from 8 exons.